Messenger RNA from Ascoidea rubescens DSM 1968, 1269 nucleotides. RefSeq names its product SKI complex subunit WD repeat protein SKI8 (gene SKI8). Gene Ontology annotation, molecular function: protein binding. NCBI's taxonomy places the organism in Eukaryota, Fungi, Ascomycota, Saccharomycetes, Ascoideales, Ascoideaceae. The annotation marks the transcript as partial. Gene Ontology annotation, cellular component: Cdc73/Paf1 complex. The record is from RefSeq and is a predicted model, not a curated record. The transcript has 2 exons.
CAGAGCAGAAAAUUUAUCUCCACCUCAAAUGCUUUCAAUGCUCAUGACUCAGAUAUCUAUGCUGUUGCUGUCUCGUCUCCCUAUACAAUAACAAUCGGCGGUGAUGGCUAUUUGAAAUUAUGGCAAAACAAAAUCUCUGAAACUGAUAACCCCAAAACCUCAGCUUCCAGUUUUUUAAUUGACAAUUCGGGUUUGCAUCAUCUAUCACUUUUCGAAUCUCCCAUCUUAAUUAACCUGAAGAAAUUAAAUCUUAUCCUAGUCUCCGUUGUAGCCUUUAGUGGCACAAUCUACUUUUUUCAAAUUAUACACGACACUUUACUUCCACUAGAUGCAAAAUUUUACCAAAACGAUUUACAAGACUACCAUGAUAUCUUAUCAAAAAAAAACAAUACCGUCGACAACAAAAUCACUGGCGAGUUCUUUUGGGCAAUUGAAUGGUUUAAAGCUUCAGAUAUAUCCUUUUCAGACAUCAACCAGAUUCAAAAUAAAUUCCUUGCAACCCAGUCAAAAGGUGAUACUAAAAUAUGGAACGUAUUAAUCUCAAUAAGUAAAAACGAUAAACUAGAACUAAGCUUCAUCAACCAUGGCUUAAUUAAACCAAAAUCUCCCAACUUUGCAAUGUCUUUAGCUGUGUCCCCCAGCCAAAACUUGGUUGCAACUGGUUUUCAAAAUGGUGAAAUCAUCCUCUCCCAAAUUGAUUCAUCUAGAUCAAUUUACAGUUUUUACAAUAACUCUGUCCAAUUUUCAAAUCAACUGAAUAAUAAAACUUAUUCUUCUUCAAUCAGAUCACUAAAAUUCAAUCCCGAUGGUUCCUUAUUAGUUGCCGCCUUGGAUUCUGGUAGUUUUGGCAAUAUUUAUUUAUAUGAUACCAAAUAUGGUGAACUCGCUGGCAUGCUAACAAUGCCGACUCAUUCUGCCUCAACAAGUAUCAACGUCAAUGCUCAUGAUGGUUGGAUUUUUGGAAUUGAUUUCAAUUUAGAGGGUGAUUUGUUAGUAAGUGGAGGUUACGAUGGCAAAUUAAAAAUUUGGAAUAUUGAUACAAGAUCAAAAGAUGGUCAAAUUCUGAUAUCACCUUCAGAUUUAAUACCCGAAGAUGAAGAUGUAAGAGAAGAUGAUAACCUUCCAGCCAAUGAUUAUGUUGCUAUAAUAGAUGUAAAAUAUAUCAAGAAAGGAAUUAGAGGUGGAUCCGGAGGAGAUACCAAUGAAGGUUUAGUUGCUGUGGGUUUUGAUGGUGGCAUACGUUGGUACAGAGAAGCCGGUGGUAUUUAA